Phodopus roborovskii (desert hamster) is the source of this 958-nucleotide messenger RNA. RefSeq names its product secretagogin, EF-hand calcium binding protein (gene Scgn). Gene Ontology annotation, biological process: regulation of long-term synaptic potentiation; regulation of presynaptic cytosolic calcium ion concentration. Gene Ontology annotation, molecular function: calcium ion binding. Bases 40 to 870 code for a protein of 276 amino acids. NCBI's taxonomy places the organism in Eukaryota, Metazoa, Chordata, Mammalia, Rodentia, Cricetidae. The record is from RefSeq and is a predicted model, not a curated record. The transcript has 11 exons. Gene Ontology annotation, cellular component: terminal bouton; synapse; nucleus.
UGGGAAAUACUGCUAGGGGACCUUGCCGCCAUCAGCACCAUGGACAACGCAUUCGGGCAGCCCCAGGCGCGUCUGGACGCCGCUGGCUUCUGGCAGAUCUGGCAGCAUUUCGACAAGGAAGAAAAAGGUUACAUCCUAGAGACAGAGCUGGAUGCUUUCUUUGACCAUUUGCUGGCAAAAUCUGGCACCGAGGACACUUUUAUGGAAGAAAAUGUGCAGAAAGUGAAGCAACAGUUAAUGACCUCCCACGACAUCUCUAAAGAAGGUCACAUAGAGAUGAAAGAGCUUGCGCAUAUGUUCUUAUCUGAGGAUGAAAAUUUCCUCCUGUUCUUUCGCCUGGAAACUCCUUUGGAUAACAGUGUGGAGUUCAUGAAGAUUUGGCGCAAAUACGAUGCGGACAGCAGUGGCUUCAUAUCAGCUGCUGAGCUUUGUAACUUUCUCCGUGACCUUUUCCUCUACCACAAAAAGGCCAUUUCUGAGGCUGAACUGGAAGAAUACACCAGCACCAUGAUGAAGAUCUUUGACAAAAACAAAGAUGGCCGAUUGGAUCUUAACGACUUGGCAAGGAUUCUGGCUCUUCAGGAAAACUUCCUUCUCCAAUUUAAAAUGGAUGCUUCUUCUACUGAAGAGAGGAAGAGGGACUUUGAGAAAAUCUUCGCCCAUUAUGAUGUUAGUAGAACUGGAGCCCUGGAAGGCCCAGAAGUGGAUGGAUUUGUCAAAGACAUGAUGGAGCUGGUCCAGCCCAGCAUCAGCGGUGUGGAUCUUGAUAAGUUCCGGGAGAUUCUGCUUCGCCAUUGUGAUGUGAACAAAGAUGGAAAGAUCCAGAAGUCUGAGCUGGCACUGUGUCUUGGGCUAAAAAUAAACCCUUGACCCCUGACUGCUCUGCUCUCUGCUUAUGUGUCUGUGCUUUGCUUUUGUGGACCCAGUCAGCAAACUUCACUGAUGCUGUGGUACUCUU